AUGCGUGGCUUUCUACAAAUUUUUUGUGAUUUCGCCAAUUGGUCAACAGUGUGUGGUGUGCCACACAUAGCAAAUGCGCAGACGAAACUUUCACGCUUUUUUUGGUCAUUCAUUUUCAUUUGCUUGGUUGCAGUUUUCGGAUAUCAACUGUUCACUAUGAUCGUCAAAUUUUUCAAAUUCCCGGUAAUGGUUACGACAGACAUCUUCUUCCAAGAGCAGAACUUUCCUGUCGUGACUGUUUGCAACUUUAAUCCUUAUAAGUUUGCGGAAGUCAACUCAAAUUCUAAAUUUUCAAGAAUCAAAGAUUUGAUGUCAGCAUAUAACAGAGCUGUAGCCAAUACUCUGACUACUGAUGAUCAGUAUGGUCUGAGGGCUGUUCAAAACGAUCAGUUUGUUAGAGAUUCAAGAGCCAGGGAUGCUUUAGUUCUUCUCUCUGCCGAACUCACAGAUGAUGACAAAGAACCAGCCCUAUAUACAUUCGAUGAUCUCAUAUCUGAAUGUUCAUUUGCUGGAAAAAGUUGUAGUCGAGAUGAUUUUAAAAGAUUCAUUGAUCCAGUUUAUGGAGCAUGUUAUUCUUUCAACGAAAAUAGUAAUUCUUCUUAUACUGUUCAAAGAGCAGGUAUGAGCUUUGGGCUGAAGCUUCUCUUGACAGUAAAGCAAAAACUGCAUAAUGGUAACGCUGACUUUCUUCCGACAACGCAAUUAGCUGGAGCUCGAAUAAGUAUUCAUGCUCGGGGAACACACCCGUCACUUGAAAGCCAUGGGAUGAACAUUGGUGUCGGCUAUCAAACUGCUGUUUCUGUUGUAAAAACUGAAACUGAACGCUGCAAACGACCUUAUGGACGCUGUGUAACUCGUGAAUCGGAGGGAAGUGAUCUUUUCAAAGAUUACACUUACACCUUGGAAACUUGUUUUAAUGGUUGUCGUCAACGAGACACUCUGAAACAAUGUGAUUGUUAUAAUCCCCGAUUUCCAGCUCCGUCCACUGAUAAUUGGUGUGAUAUUUCCAAAUUGAGCUGCUUACAAAACCUUAAAGGAGAUCAAUCAAACACAGCUAAUCCUAAUUUGGACCCUUUAAUGCAAUGUGGUUGUGACCCCCCAUGUGGAGAGACGAAUUUUUUCACUACAGCUUCCCUUGCUCGGUAUCCCUCUGCUAAAUACUACGUAGCCACGGACUCGGUCAACGGCGCUAAACGAAACGAUUGCUGGGAAUGGUACAGGACCAAUUCUCUCCUAUUACAAGUAUAUUUUGAGACUUUGAAAUAUGAAAAGUACACAGAGAAACCAAGUUACGGAUUAAGUGAUAUUGUGAAUGACUUGGGUGGUCAAGCAGGUCUCUGGUUGGGAUUAUCUGUGAUUUCUGUGGUUGAAGUCUGCGGUUUGCUUAUGCUGAUAUGCUGCUAUUGUGUAACAUGCGGAGGAAUCCGAGUUCGUCCGUCCGAGAUAGACAUUGAUUCAGAUGAGAGAAUUAAAGAUAUCAAAGAAGUCGAGAAAGAAAUUGACAGCCGUGAGGAGCACGACCGAAAAAUUAAAAAAAAAAGUGAAUCUGAAGCCAACCAGUCUAGCCGAUCGACUGAGAUCGACAGUCUAUCAGACUCGGAUGGUUAUUGA
Auanema sp. JU1783 is the source of this 1611-nucleotide messenger RNA. The record is from the annotation of a GenBank genome assembly. Lineage: Eukaryota; Metazoa; Nematoda; Chromadorea; Rhabditida; Rhabditidae.